Molecule: messenger RNA, 7859 nt
Organism: Echinops telfairi (small Madagascar hedgehog)
Lineage: Eukaryota; Metazoa; Chordata; Mammalia; Afrosoricida; Tenrecidae
Gene: ARHGAP5
Product: Rho GTPase activating protein 5
Exons: 6
Coding region: 169-4680 (1503 amino acids)
Biological process (GO): signal transduction
Source: RefSeq, a predicted model, not a curated record
GAAGAUGAUGGAUAUGAUUUGGAAGACCCUUCUGCACAGAAAUGCGGAAAAUACAAAGAACCAAAUAUUGUUCUGAAAUUUGGGAUCUGUAUUUUGAGAUUAUUUUAUUUUCAGAAUGAGAGGCACAACCAGUUACAUUUAUGAAUGUAGAGACAUUAGAAGAGAGUUAUGAUGGCAAAAAACAGAGAGCCUCGUCCCCCAUCCUAUACUAUCAGUGUAGUUGGACUUUCUGGAACUGAAAAAGACAAAGGUAACUGUGGAGUUGGAAAAUCAUGUUUGUGCAAUAGAUUUGUACGCUCAAAGGCAGAUGAAUAUUAUCCAGAGCAUACUUCUGUGCUUAGCACAAUUGACUUUGGAGGACGAGUAGUAAACAAUGAUCACUUUUUGUACUGGGGUGACAUAACACAAAAUGGUGAAGAUGGAGUAGAGUGCAAAAUUCAUGUCAUUGAACAGACAGAGUUCAUUGAUGACCAGACUUUCUUGCCUCAUCGGAGUACGAAUUUGCAACCAUAUAUAAAACGUGCAGCUGCCACUAAAUUGCAGUCAGCAGAAAAACUGAUGUACAUUUGUACUGAUCAACUAGGUUUGGAACAAGACUUUGAACAGAAGCAAAUGCCUGAAGGGAAGCUCAAUGUGGAUGGAUUUUUAUUGUGCAUUGAUGUAAGUCAGGGAUGCAAUAGGAAGUUUGAUGAUCAGCUUAAAUUUGUGAAUAACCUUUUUGUCCAGCUAUCAAAAUCAAAAAAGCCUGUAGUAAUAGCUGCAACUAAAUGUGAUGAAUGUGUGGAUCAUUAUCUGAGGGAAGUUCAAGGAUUUGCUUCUAACAAAAAAAAUCUUCUUGUAGUGGAAACAUCAGCACGAUUUAAUGUUAACAUUGAGACUUGUUUCACUGCACUGGUACAAAUGUUGGAUAAAACUCGUGGCAAGCCUAAAAUUAUUCCGUAUCUGGAUGCUUAUAAAACACAGCGACAACUUGUUGUUACAGCAACAGAUAAGUUUGAAAAACUUGUGCAAACUGUGAGAGAUUAUCAUGCAACUUGGAAAACUGUUAGUAAUAAAUUAAAAAAUCACCCUGACUAUGAAGAAUACAUCAACUUAGAGGGAACAAAAAAGGCCAGAAAUACAUUUUCAAAACAUAUAGAACAACUUAAACAAGAACAUAUAAGAAAAAGAAGAGAAGAAUAUAUAAAUACUUUACCAAGAGCUUUUAACACACUUUUGCCAAAUCUAGAUGAGAUUGAACAUUUGAAUUGGUCAGAAGCUUUGAAGCUAAUGGAAAAGAAAGCCGAUUUCCAUCUAUGUUUUGUGGUGCUAGAAAAAAUACCUUGGGAUGAAACUGACCACAUAGACAAAAUUAAUGAUAGACGAAUUCCAUUUGAUCUCCUGAGCACUUUAGAAGCUGAAAAAGUCUAUCAGAACCAUGUACAACAUCUAAUAUCAGAGAAGAGAAGGGUAGAAAUGAAGGAAAAAUUCAAAAAGACUUUGGAAAAAAUUCAGUUCAUUUCACCUGGGCAGCCAUGGGAGGAAGUUAUGUGCUUUGUUAUGGAGGAUGAAGCCUUUAAAUAUAUCACUGAGGCUGAUAGCAAAGAAGUAUAUGGUAGGCAUCAGCGAGAAAUAGUUGAAAAAGCCAAAGAAGAGUUUCAGGAAAUGCUUUUUGAGCAUUCUGAACUUUUUUACGAUUUAGAUCUUAAUGCAACACCCAGUUCAGACAAAAUGAGUGAAAUUCAUACAGUUCUGAGUGAAGAACCAAGAUACAAAGCUUUACAGAAACUUGCACCUGAUAGGGAAUCUCUUCUCCUUAAGCACAUAGGGUUUGUUUAUCACCCCACUAAAGAAACGUGUCUUAGUGGCCAAAACUGUACAGACAUUAAAGUGGAGCAGUUACUUGCCAGUAGUCUUUUGCAGUUGGAUCAUGGCCGCUUACGGUUGUAUCAUGAUAGUACCAAUAUAGAUAAAAUCAACCUUUUCAUUUUAGGAAAAGAUGGCCUUGCCCAAGAACUAGCAAAUGAGAUAAGGACUCAAUCUACUGAUGACGAGUAUGCCUUAGAUGGAAAAAUUUACGAACUUGAUCUUCGACCACUUGAUGCCAAAUCGCCUUACCUUUCAAGCCAAUUGUGGACUACUGCCUUUAAGCCACACGGGUGCUUCUGUGUAUUUAAUUCUAUUGAGUCACUGAAUUUUCUUGGGGAGUUUAUUGGAAAACUAAGAACUGAAGCUUCUCAGAUCAGAAAAGAUAAGUACAUGGCUAAUCUUCCAUUUACGUUAAUUCUGGCUAAUCAGAGAGAUUCCAUUAGUAAGAACCUACCAAUUCUCAGGCACCAAGGGCAGCAGUUGGCAAAUAAAUUACAGUGCCCUUUUGUAGAUGUACCUACUGGUACAUACCCUCGUAAAUUUAAUGAAACCCAAAUAAAGCAAGCUCUAAGAGGCGUAUUGGACUCGGUUAAACACAAUUUAGACGUGGUGAGCCCAGUUCCCACCAAUAAGGAUGUGUCAGAAGCUGACUUGAGAAUUGUCAUGUGUGCCAUGUGUGGUGAUCCGUUUAGUGUGGAUCUUAUUCUUUCACCUUUCCUUGAUUCUCAUUCUUGUAGCGCUGCUCAAGCUGAACAGAAUAAUUCCCUAAUGCUUGAUAAAAUCAUUGGUGAAAAAAGGAGACGAAUACAGAUCACAAUAUUAUCUUACCAUUCUUCAAUUGGAGUAAGGAAAGAUGAACUGGUUCAUGGGUAUAUAUUAGUUUACUCUGCCAAACGGAAAGCAUCAAUGGGAAUGCUUCGAGCAUUUCUGUCAGAAGUUCAAGACACCAUUCCUGUGCAGCUGGUUGCAGUAACUGAUAGCCAAGCAGAUUUUUUUGAAAAUGAGGCCAUCAAGGAGUUAAUGACAGAGGGAGAGCACAUAGCAACUGAGAUCACAGCAAAAUUUACAGCGUUGUAUUCUUUAUCUCAGUAUCAUAGGCAAACUGAGGUCUUCACUCUGUUUUUCAGUGAUGUUCUAGAGAAAAAAAAUAUGAUAGAAAAUUCCUAUUUAUCUGAUAAUGCAAGAGAAUCAACACAUCCAAGUGAGGAUGUUUUUCUACCAUCUCCCAGAGACUGUUUUCCAUAUAACAACUACCCCGAUUCAGAUGAUGAUACAGAAGCCCCUCCUCCAUAUAGUCCAAUUGGGGAUGAUGUCCAGUUGCUCCCAACAACUAGUGAUCGAUCCAGAUACAGAUUGGAUUUGGAAGGAAAUGAAUAUCCUAUUCAUAGCACCCCAAAUUGUCAUGACCAUGAACGCAACCAUAAAGUGCCUCCACCUAUUAAACCUAAACCAGUUGUACCUAAGACAAAUGUAAAGAAACUGGAUCCAAACCUUUUGAAAACAAUUGAAGCUGGUAUUGGUAAAAAUCCAAGAAAACAGACUUCCCGGGUGCCAUUGGCACAUCCUGAAGAUAUGGAUCCUUCAGAUAACUAUGCGGAACCCAUUGACACAAUUUUCAAACUGAAGGGCUAUUCUGAUGAGAUUUAUGUUGUCCCAGAUGAUAGUCAGAAUCGCACUAUUAAAAUGCGAAACUCAUUUGUAAGUAAUACCCAAGGAGAUGAAGAAAAUGGAUUUUCUGAUAGAACCUCAAAAAGUCAUGGGGAACGGAGGCCUUCAAAAUACAAAUAUAAAUCUAAAACCUUGUUUAGUAAAGCCAAGUCAUACUAUAGAAGAACACAUUCAGAUGCAAGUGAUGAUGAGGCUUUCACCACGUCUAAAACAAAAAGAAAAGGAAGGCAUCGUGGAAGUGAGGAAGAUCCACUUCUUUCUCCUGUUGAAACUUGGAAAGGUGGUAUUGAUAAUCCUGCAAUCACUUCAGACCAAGAGUUAGAUGAUAAGAAAAUGAAGAAGAAAACCCACAAAGGAAAAGAAGAUAAAAAGCAGAAAAAGAAAACUAAGAAUUUCAAUCCACCAACACGUAGAAAUUGGGAAAGUAAUUAUUUUGGAGUGCCUCUUCAGGAUCUGAUUACAGCUGAGAAGCCUAUACCACUAUUUGUUGAAAAAUGUGUGCAAUUUAUUGAAGACACAGGAUUAUGUACUGAAGGACUCUACCGUGUUAGCGGAAACAAAACUGAUCAAGACAAUAUUCAAAAGCAGUUUGAUCAAGAUCAUAAUAUCAAUCUUGUUUCAAUGGAAGUAACAGUAAAUGCUGUAGCUGGAGCUCUUAAAGCAUUCUUUGCAGAUCUGCCAGAUCCUUUAAUUCCAUAUUCUCUUCAUCCAGAGCUAUUGGAAGCAGCAAAAAUCUUGGACAAAACAGAGCGUCUUCAUGCAUUGAAAGAAAUUGUUAAGAAAUUCCAUCCUGUAAACUAUGAUGUGUUCAGAUAUGUAAUAACACAUCUAAACAGGGUUAGUCAGCAAAAUAAAAUCAACCUAAUGACAGCAGACAACUUAUCCAUCUGUUUUUGGCCAACCUUGAUGAGACCUGAUUUUGAAAAUAGAGAAUUUCUGUCUACCACUAAGAUCCAUCAAUCUGUUGUUGAAACAUUCAUUCAACAAUGUCAGUUUUUCUUUUACAAUGGAGAAAUUGUAGAAACUGCAAACACCGUGGCUACUCCGCCCCCUUCGAACCCAGGACAGUUGGUAGAGCCAAUGGUACCACUUCAGUUACCACCACCAUUGCAACCUCAACUGAUACAACCACAACUACAGGCGGAUCCUCUUGGUAUUAUUUAACUAGAAAAUAAUUGCAGAAAGCCUGAAAUUGGACAAAAAGCAAAUCUAGACAUGCAUGUUUCAGGGUUCAGUAGUAUACUUUGUUUCAUACUGAUAAUUCACAUUCAAAAUAAUGAGACAUUUUCUUUUUGAACUCUGAUAUUCCUUAUUCAUUAACAUUACAGAUCUAAGACCAUGUGAUAAGCAUGACGGGAGAGGUUUAAUUUUUAUAAACAAAAAUAGCUAUAAAAUACAAAGCUGCUGCUGCAUGCAACCUUAUUGCAAUCAAUAUAUCAUUCCUGUGGCAAUUUCUGUCACAUAUUGUGAAUAAAAUUUUUCUAUAGAAAUUAAAUGACUUAAAAAACUCAAAUAUAUGAAACAUUAGUGCUUUUUACCCUGCAUUAUGGCUGAUUUUGUUAUUUGAUGUGCUAAUUUGGGCUAUUUAAUUUACAUUUUAGCAGUCUGUUUAGAUUACGGUAAAAGCCCGGUUAUGUAUUUUAUAAUUUCAAGCUACUUAUGCCAUGCUUGGGAUGUUAUAUGGAAGAAAGAAAAAAAUAUAUACUUGACAUACUUCACAUUUCUGCACAUUCAUCGUUACGUCUACCUAAACUUGUGGAUUAUUUGAUGAGGGGUAAAUGAGCGUAUUUCUUGUACACACAUACCAAGGACAUGCUUGUGGUUAAAGUGAAUUGAUAAUGUUGUGCAAAGAUAGCUGUCACAAAGUCAUUUCUUAAUGAUCCACAAGGAAGCAAACAUUUUGUAUACUGUUAAUUCUGUAAACAGAUGCAUGUCAAAAGAUCUUUGAUGGUCUUGUAAUCUUAAUCUAAUAUAUUUUAGAUAUUUUAAUUUUUUUCCCUCUUGGGGAAUACAUUUAGUAUAGUAUAGAAAAUAGUUCAUGACAUUUUCAUAAAAGUUAUGUAACUUUUCAUACAUAAACGUGAAAUUUGUUGUAGAAAAUUCUUUAAACCAAACAUUUUAAUCUAGGACUUUGAUUUAAUCUGUUCCUUGAAUCUAUUUUUAUGUGGCCCUUAAAAAGACAUCCAAAAAUCCAUUGCUAAUAUAGCAAUAAAAAUACUUUGGGUACUGACAGCCUCUUUGGAGUGUGUGUAUGUAUAAAAUUACAAACUUAUAGUCACCUUUUUUUUUUUUUCUGUGAUAUGUUGUACUAAAAUCACAAUGGUUUUUGCACCAUAUUUGUUCUAAACAACUGCUGCUUUGGGAGUUAAACCAUUUGUUAGUGAAGAUGCAGCCAGAACACUAAGUUAUGGGGAAAGUUUUCAAAUUAGAUGAUACAGGUAAAUCGUUUUGAUUUCAUUUAAAUUUUUUUCAUAAACCAUGCUCUCCCACUCCCCCCUUUUUUUUCUGGAAAGGAAAAGAAUGGUUUGGUUUCCAUAUUUUAUGUAGUGAAAAAAAAUCAUGUCAUCAAUGUUGGAGUAACCUUCAUUCAUAAUGCAGUUUUAAGGUUGUUUUAUGUAUAUUAUAGUAAAUAGAUCUUGAGAUUCAAGGCUCUCCUAAAAAUUUGAUUUGCUACAUUUUUCUUGAAAUAAAUACUGUCUUUCCCAACUGUUAUGUUCUAAAUAUUAUACUUCUAACUUCAGAAUCAAAAUAUCAAAAUGAACCAGGCUGCUGUUAAAGUACAUGUAUAUUAUAAAUUAUCUUAUUUGUGUUAUACUCUUACAUGUUAUUAUCUUUUCUAAGAAAACAAAGUCCCUAUUAUUCCUAUUGCAAAGCACACAGGAAUUAAGAAAGUACAGUAAUUUUUUUUUAAUCCGGUAAAUGUAGUAUUCUUAACUUGUUCAAUAUUACUUAUACCUAUUGUCUAUAUAGCUUUAAUUUAUAGCUGUCAGUUUAACAUUGGCAUGUCUGGCAAAGAAAAUUAAACUUUAAGAGUUUUAUAAACUGUUUCUAGGUUGCUAAAGAAUUUAUUUUUCUACUAUAUAUGAUAUAGACAAAGCAUCAAACUAUGUACAGGAAGAAAGCCUGACUAUUUCUAUUGGAAGUAGCUGAGAAAAGAAUUUUCAGAACUAUUCAUGUCAGUUCAUUCUGUCAUAACUUUGCUAUUGUAAUAUGUGAAUCCAGUUUAUUUAAGCUAUUCUCUUUUAUACUAUGUUAACUUCUGUAGUACCAUUUAUGUGUUAUAGCUAGCAUUUACCAUUUUCCACAUUAACCACCUUACCAACUACCCCAGUACUUUAUUUUACUGUUCAUUCUAUCAUUGAUUGGAUGCACUUCAUAGUGAGUUACUUAAACAGUCUGCAUUUGGUGCAGUUAACCAGUAGAUUACAGUUGAUGAAAAUUAAAAUAUGGUUUUAAAGCUCAGUCUGUUACACUGAAUUGUGUUUGUUUCUGCCAAGGGUUUAUAUAAAUUUUUAAUUAUUAGAAAUAAUUCUAAGCAGAAUAACAAUUAAAUUUUUUUCUGAUAAGUACAGGAAAGAUUUAUUCUUUAAGGACAUUUCAUAUAUGAGACUUCUUAAAGGAUUGAAAGAAUAUUAGAUAGUCUCAUAUUUAAUGGGAAAACACACGGCAUUACACUUUCCAUUUCUAAAUAAAUGCCAUCUACAUAUGUUCCAUUGUUUCAUUUAAGGUUCAGUGCUUGUAAUUUUACAAUAUUGGACUGAACAGUAUCUAGAUUCACAAUAUAAAGAAGCAUAGUGGUACUCUUUCAAACUUUCAGUAGAUUUAUUGAAAGUGACUAUAUCCAACAGACAUAUUAGGAACAUACAAUUUAAGAACAAAAUUUCAGGCACAAUAUAUCUUUGUUUUAAAAUGGUAUUUGUUAGUAGUACCUGUUUUGAUUGUUUUAACGUUUAUGAUGUAAAUACUGUAGGUAAUGGCAAUCUAACUCAGCUGAAAAGCAGCUUUUAUUUUCCAUACUGUAUGUAAAUACUGUAGAGUUUUUUGAGGUACUGGAAUUUAAUUUCUAAUAUCUCUAGAUAUAAACAAAAGGGAACAGUUGGAAUAAGAAUGUAGGCCUUAGCUUCCAUGGUGAUUUUUAGUUUUUUAUACAGUAAUGUGAUGCUAUUUGUCAACUGGAUAUAAAUAUAUAUAAUUUUAAAAAGUAAAAUGCUUUGUUUCUUUGUUUUGCAAUUAAUGUAAUUUUGUGCUUCACCUACAGGAUGCUGCAGUGAACUAAAUAUCAAUGAAGCUUAUUCUGUAUAAAGAUGCUAUGAAUAAAAUAUUAAGAAGCUGUAUAAUUUUAA